Haplochromis burtoni (Burton's mouthbrooder) is the source of this 2276-nucleotide messenger RNA. Its product is annotated as GTPase IMAP family member 8-like. Gene Ontology annotation, molecular function: GTP binding. The record is from RefSeq and is a predicted model, not a curated record. The transcript has a single exon. NCBI's taxonomy places the organism in Eukaryota, Metazoa, Chordata, Actinopteri, Cichliformes, Cichlidae. Bases 162 to 1646 code for a protein of 494 amino acids.
GUUACAGUAAAUAAAAUUAAUACUUAUAGUUUUUUUGGGGGGAGAUUUGAUUACUGAGAUAAAUUCUCAGUAAAACACAGUGAAAUAUGCCAAUUAUACUAUUCUCAUAAAAAAAUUUACAUUAUUCUCUUUAUUCAGUUCCAGAGGAGCCAGAUCUCAGGAUGGUGCUUCUUGGGGAAGCCGGAGUUGGGAAGAGUGCCGCAGGAAACACCAUUUUAGGAAGAAAAGCUUUUAAGUCUGAGAUGUCUUCUUCCACAGUAACAUCACAGUGUCAGAAAGAAACAGUAGCAUUUGAAGGUCAACUCGUGGCUGUAAUUGAUACUCCAGAUCUGUUUAACACCAGUAAAAGUGAAGAGGAGGUAAAGAGAGAGCUUGGUGAUUGCAUGUCCCUUGCUGCUCCCGGUCUUCAUGUGUUUCUGGUAGUAAUCCAGGCCGGCAGAUUCACAGAAGUGGAACAAGAAACAGUCAAAGUGAUUCAGAAGAAGUUUGGAGAAAAGGCAGCAAGUUACACUAUGGCCUUGUUCACCCAUGGAGAUGAUCUGGAGGCAGAAGGCUGUUCCAUAGAAAAAAUAAUCAAUGGAAAUUCAGCACUCCGUGCUUUCAUCUGUCAGUGUCAAGGAGGAUAUCAUGUUCUUAACAACAAAAACAAUUAUCACUCUCAGGUCAGAGAGCUGCUGAAGAAGAUCAAUGUAAUGGUUCAGAGAAAUGGAGGAAAAUAUUACACAACUGAAAAUUUCCAGGAGACUGAGGGAGAACCAGAUUUCAGGAUUGUGCUCCUUGGAAAAACUGGAGUUGGAAAGAGUGCAGCAGGAAACACCAUCUUAGGUGAAAAAAAAUUCAUGUCUAAAACAUCUGCUUCCUCACUGACAUCCGAGUGUGAAAAAGUAACAAAAACAGUUGAUGGUAAAAUCCUGACUGUAGUUGAUACUCCGGGUCUGUUUGACACUACUAAAACUGAAAAUGAGGUGAAGAGAGAGCUUGCCAGAUGCAUCUCUUUUGCUGUUGCUGGUCCUCAUGUGUUCCUGGUUGUGAUUCAGCCAAAUAGAUUCACAAAGGAAGAACAAGAAACAGUGAAAAUUAUUCAGAAGCUGUUUGGAAAAAAUGCAGCAGAAUACACUAUGGCCUUGUUCACUUAUGGAGACAAUCUGGAGGCUGCUGGUGUUGACAUCAAACAAUUUAUUAAUGAAGAUAAAACUCUCUUUGACUUCAUUCAUCAGUGUGGUGGAGGAUAUCAUGUUCUUAACAACAGGGUGGAUAAUUCUUCUCAGGUCACAGAACUAUUGGCAAAAAUCAAAACAAUGGUUCAGAAGAAUGGAGAAAGAUACUACACAAAUGAAAAUUUCAUAUUAGCUGAGCAAGCCAUAAGAGCAGAGACAGAACGACUUCUGCAAGAAAAUCCAAAUAUGACACCUAAAGAAGCAAGAAAACGGGCAGAGAGAAAAAACGACUUCAUUAAAGCCAUUAUAGGUAGCACUGGUGCUGCUGCUGUUCUUGGAGCUGCUACUGGAGUUGGUGUUGAAGUCGGUAUUGGAGCUGGCGUUGGAGCUUUAGGAGGUCCAGCAGGAGCUGGAGUGGGGGCAUUAGUGGGUCUGGCAGUAGGAGGCAUAAUCAUAGCAGUGAAAAAGAAGGCAAAUACUAAUCAGUGAUAUUUUGUGUUUCAGUUUAUUUAGUUGCAAAGCAAUAGAACAACUAUUGUAACUUGAUCAUGGCUUGUUAUCAUUCUUUUAAUGAGUUAUCUUUUCUAGCAGCCAGUUUUGUUUGCUUUGCUGAUAAUCCUAGGUUUAUUAGUUGUAGAUGUUUUAAAAGUCUUCUUCAUUGAUCAUGUAAAUAAUAGGGCUUUCUUUAACUUUAAUUUCAAACAAUCACCAAUUAAUUUCUCAGAUUUUGUUAUUUGCUGAGUUUGGUUUACUACAAGACGAUUUGAUUGAAGAAACAGACAUUUGUAUCAUGUAUCUUACUUACUUUGUGUUCCAUCAUUUGAACAUAUCAAAUUUUUUUUUUCUUUGCUCAACAUUUUUCUGUUUUGAUUCUUAUUUUGUCUAUUUACUGGAAGAAGAAGGCUGUGUUUUGAUGUGCUAAAAAUAUUAUGACACUUAUGGUGUGACGGUAUAUACAUUUGGGAGCAACCAUAUACAGUGGUCCCUUGUUUAUUGCGGGAGUUACGUUCUAAAAAUAACCUACGAUAGGUAAAAUCCGCAAUUAUCAUGCUCAUUAUUUUGUUAGAUGUUUUAAGGCUGUAAAACCCCUCACUACACACUUUAUACAUUUUUCUCUGA